AUGACCUCUCUCUUCCCUCUACUGGUGGAGUCCCUCUUCAUGUCCUCCUCCCUGGCCGUGAUUCUGAUCGACUGGAACCACAGCUUCCUGGAUAGGUCACUACUCAGGCUGAUACUGAGUUAUCUCCCUCGCUGGAGAUAUCGCAACAUCAGGCAGGAUGUGUACAUCUGUCUGUUUGGAGUAGCUCUUGCCAUUAUGUACAACAACUCCAUGAAAAAUUUUGCCAUCAACAUGGAAAACUGUCGUAUUAUUGGAGCCUCCAUUGUAAUUUUACUUUCAUUCUGGCUGCAGAGUAAAGCCAAUAAGGUACAUGUAUCUGAUAAAUGUAUUGGAACCUCAAAGAUACAGGUAUCCGACAAGUCAGUGCAGGGAGAGUCCUUGGUUACCAGGGACCAGGAAGUCAAUGUCUCCACCUGCUGUGGGGCGGGGGUACCCCAGCUCCUCCUGCCACUGUCCUUCUCCUCAAAACCUCCACCUGAGAUCGACAUUAGGAAGGAGAUGGGCGAGUCCUAUGUGGAGGCCUGUAAGUCACAGUAUGAUGAAGAGGAACUAGUGACUGCAUUAAAGUACCUGAACAAGCUGAAGGGAGGUUACCCACCAUCUCCAGCAGAAUUCACUGACUUUUACGAUGAACAGAAAGGUAUAGAAGAUUUGAAGAAUGAAGUGAAAGAGAGAGAUCAAGCCCUGGAAAGCGUUCAGAAGAAAACCAUGUCUCUUCAGCAGAUGGUACAGCAACACCAGCAAGCCAUACAGCAGAAGAAUCAAGCCUUACAGCAGAAGGAUCAAGCCUUACAGCAGAAGGACAGAAUGUUGGACUAUAAGGACAGACUGCUGCUGCAGAUGAGAGAGAGGAUUAGAGAGCUGGAGCAGGGUGAGCUACAGAAACGUACGUGUGAGAUGGAGAGGGAGAACCAAUAUCUGUACCAGCGCUUGAUGUGUAAGAUCUGUAGGGUGAAGGAGGUCCAGGUGUUACUCUCUCCCUGUAACCACCUGGUCUGCUGUCAGAACUGUGUGCCAAGUCUUCCCCAAGAAAGGUGCCCAAUUUGUGCAGGAAUAAUUCAGGAUACAAUCGAGAUGUUCUUUGCUUGA
Molecule: messenger RNA, 1089 nt
Organism: Magallana angulata
Lineage: Eukaryota; Metazoa; Mollusca; Bivalvia; Ostreida; Ostreidae
Exons: 3
Coding region: 1-1089 (362 amino acids)
Source: RefSeq, a predicted model, not a curated record